Messenger RNA from Morus notabilis, 3337 nucleotides. Its product is annotated as probable serine/threonine-protein kinase At1g54610. Gene Ontology annotation, biological process: positive regulation of transcription elongation by RNA polymerase II; protein phosphorylation. NCBI's taxonomy places the organism in Eukaryota, Viridiplantae, Streptophyta, Magnoliopsida, Rosales, Moraceae. Gene Ontology annotation, cellular component: nucleus; cyclin-dependent protein kinase holoenzyme complex. The record is from RefSeq and is a predicted model, not a curated record. Gene Ontology annotation, molecular function: ATP binding; cyclin-dependent protein serine/threonine kinase activity; RNA polymerase II CTD heptapeptide repeat kinase activity. Bases 729 to 2858 code for a protein of 709 amino acids. The transcript has 8 exons.
UUAACCGUUUCUUUUAUUUCCAUUUUAUUAUUAUUUUUAUUUUUUUUUUCAGUCUCUGAAACUCAACGUGUCUCUCAAAAUCCCUCCUCUCUAGAUCCAUGUCUUCCUUCUUCAAGCCUCGGAUCUGUGUCUAGGGUUUCCGUUCUCUCUCUCUCUCUAUCUCUACAUAUUUUUCUUUUCGGUGGGUUUGCUCUGCUGCUUGGUCGGACCAGGGCAUUUAUUAGCGCAACCAGAGCCGUUAUCAAGGUACUGUUGAAACCAACGAUUCUAGAGUUUCUUACUGAAGAUUUUUCCUCAUUUGGCAUUUUGGUUUUCGGGAUUUAGGGUUUGUUGAGAGGCUGGUUUUGUGGGGUUUUAGUGGAGGAGAAACUCGCAUUCCGGGUUGUUAGUGUAAUUUUCAGGAUUUUAGGGGUCUGGGGUUUGUGGAACAUGAUGUAUUUUAUUUUAUUUUUUUGGUUUUGCAAGGCAGUAACUUUUCUGGGCUGGAAUUUGGAAAUGAGUUUGUUUUGAGGUGUUCAUUUGAGGAUUGAGUUGAAUUCUGGGUUUUAGUUGGACUCUAUAUAUUCAUUUUUUUUAUUUGAGAAAUGUCAUUGUUACAAUUUUGAGAUUGAGUUUGGUAGUUAUGUGUGUGGAAGAAAAAGGUUAUGUUGUAAUGUGGAAGAUUUGAGAAUAGAGUGAAUAUUGGUUCUAAAGGAGGGUGGUCUUGCUUGGGGUUGUUUUGGUGCGUGAUGGGUUGCAUUUGUUGCAAGCCCUCUGCUAUUGAUGAUAGUAAGGAGAGCCCUCGGGAGCGGUUGUCGAGCAAGGCCUCGUCCGAUGUGCGGAUUGCGAGGGUUACUUCGUCGAGGAGGGAGGAAGGGUAUCAGGCAAAGGACCAAUAUGAUACUAAUGACGGAAGAGCAAUGUUGAUUGAUAAGCAUACAAAUGGGGAGGCUCGGUUACACAGGGAGAAUGUUGAGAGAAAGAGGGAGAAGAUGGAAUAUGUUUUUGCUCAACAUCCGGGAACUGGUAGCAUUCCUAAAGCUUCGGAAGGGGAGCAGAUUGCUGCAGGUUGGCCGACCUGGUUGGCCGCAGUUGCUGGAGAUGCUAUCAGAGGAUGGGUGCCGCGCCGUGCAGACUCGUUUGAGAAGCUGGAUAAAAUUGGCCAGGGAACUUAUAGUAAUGUCUAUCGGGCUCGUGAUCUUGAUCAAAAGAAAAUUGUUGCUUUGAAGAAAGUGAGAUUUGAUAACCUGGAGCCUGAGAGUGUACGCUUCAUGGCAAGGGAAAUUCACAUUCUACGUAGGCUUGAUCAUCCAAACGUAAUAAAACUAGAAGGUCUAGUUACGUCAAGGAUGUCUUGCAGCUUGUAUCUUGUAUUUGAGUACAUGGAGCAUGAUCUAGCGGGGCUUGCUUCUCACCCUGGUCUAAAGUUUACGGAAGCUCAGGUUAAAUGUUAUAUGCAACAACUUCUACAUGGACUUGAUCAUUGUCACAGUCGUGGUGUUCUGCACCGUGACAUUAAGGGUUCCAAUCUUCUUAUUGAUAACAAUGGAAUCUUGAAAAUUGCUGACUUCGGUCUGGCAAGUUUUUUCGAUCCUCAUCAAAAUCAACCUCUAACAAGCCGUGUUGUAACUCUUUGGUAUCGCCCACCAGAAUUGUUACUUGGUGCCACUUACUAUGGCACAGCUGUAGAUUUAUGGAGUACAGGUUGCAUACUCGCUGAAUUGUAUGCUGGCAAGCCGAUAAUGCCUGGAAGAACUGAGGUGGAGCAGUUACAUAAAAUUUUCAAGCUUUGUGGCUCGCCUUCUGAGGAUUACUGGAGAAAGUCAAAGUUGCCUCAUGCAACAAUAUUUAAGCCACAGCAGCCCUAUAGACGCUGUGUUGCAGACACUUUUAAGGAGUUCCCUGAACCGGCUUUAGCACUUAUGGAGAUCCUUCUUUCCAUAGAUCCUGCUGAUCGUGGAUCUGCAGCUUCUGCUCUCAAUAGCGAGUUCUUUACAACAAAACCUCUUCCAUGUGAUCCUUCAAGCUUGCCGAAGUAUCCUCCUAGCAAAGAGUUUGAUGCAAAAGUACGGGAUGAAGAGGCUAGAAGACAAGGAGCAGUAGGAAGCAAGGGACAGAGAGUUGAUCUUGAGAGGAGAACAAGAGAAUCUCGAGCCGUCCCAGCACCUGAUGCAAAUGCUGAAUUAGUUUUGUCUAUGCGGAAAAGACAAGGUCAAUCCAAUUCUAAGAGCCGGAGUGAGAAGUUUAAUCCUCAUCCGGAAGAAGUUGCUUCCGGAUUUCCAAUUGAUCCACCUAGACCAUCACAAGCUGUGGAAGUAAGUAUUGAUCCACAGAGCUUUAAUCACAAGAGAGCAUCACACUCAGGGCCACUGGCUCAUCGGGCUGCAUGGGCAAAGACUGCUAAGAACAUAGACGAUGCUCCAAAGGUGUCAGUCGGGGCCGACCUGUCAACAAUGUCAGGUUUAGUGGUAGCAAGGAGGAGUUUGCUUGCCGAAGACCAUAGAGAUAGGUCUAGUUCUUUGCAACCAGAAGUUUCAAAAGUAACGGCUAGGUUUCCAAGCGCAUUCAAGGAGACCACGGAUUCCUCACGGCAAGAUCAAAAGCCUCACAUACAGGUCAUAGGACCUAAUCAAAAAGAAGAUGGACGACACAGCAGUAAAGAUCCUAUUCCUAUUGGCUAUGGAUCAAAGGGUCACAAAAUCCACUACUCUGGACCGUUGUUAGUCCCCUCCAGCAACAUGGAUCAGAUGCUCAAGGACCAUGAUCGCCAGGUCCAAGAAGCCGUUAGACGUGCUCGUCUUGACAAGGCUAAGAUCAGAAAAGCUCAGGUGGAAGGGGACCGAAUAUCAAACAAUUCAUUGUUUUUUUCUGGUCGAUGAGGUGGUUCUUGUACACACCAAAUCAAGCAAAGCAUCAUCAAGAAGAUCUCACCGGAACGGAAUUUGGUGGGUGAUUGUUCCUUGUGAAAUAGAGUUGUUAUUGGUUGGGCAUUUUUUCCCCCUUUUUCUUCUGUAUAGGGACUGAUUCUAGAGAAAUAGCUUGUGGCCAUCUUUAGGUAAAUUUGUUACCUUAAAAUCUCUCUUUCCCUCUCUCAGGUGUAUUCUCAUUCCACUUUGCCAUUAUUGUCUCCCAAAUAUGGUACAUUCUUGUAGAGCUUUUUAUUAGCCAAGAGCUAUAGGUACGUGGGGAAGAUGAUAUUCUCUUUUGUAAUGAGGAGGGUAAGAUAUUGCAUUUCUCUCAUUGAAAAUGCACUUUUGCAUCAAGUUCCGUCACUUUGUCUUGUACUUUUGUCCCGGUUGGAGUUGGUGGCAGUGGCAUUUUCCGACAAAAAGAGAAUUUUAUUAUCAAGAUUUCAUUG